GUCGAUUCUACCAUCUUCACAUCCUACCCAUCCCACUUUAAACCUCUCAUUUCUUGACCAACGAACCCCCCCUGGUUGUAUACAUUGUCCAUACCUAACAAUUGCCCUUCCCAGGUGACGAGGUACUACAAGUUUGUUCUCGACUCUAGUCGAUCAAAGCUAUCAACCACGACCCAAGCCAUCGUCAUCAUCUUAGGCAGCCUUCCAACGAUCCUCCCAUAAAGCAACUGCAGAUCCUCACAUCUCUUCCACCUCUUGCGGCGCCUUCUUCCUCCUUCAUCUCUUCCUCUCUAUAAACCACCGACGUAAUCAUGCCUGCCGCAUCUCCACAAACAGUGAAGUUGAAAUCGACUCUACGACUGUUAAUCCCACGAUUACGCAAUGCGCAGAAAAAAGACACGGCCCUGUCAAUCGCGGCGCGAAGGGAGAUGGCGGAACUACUGUCACAGUCGCGGGAGGCGUCAGCGCGGAUCCGAGUGGAGAACAUCAUCCACGCCGACAUUACGGUUGAAUUGAUGGAGAUCCUCGAACUUUAUGCGGAGCUAUUACUGGCAAGAGCGGGGCUGUUGGAUGUGCGGGAUAAGAACAUCAAGGAUGGUAUAAUCAGUAGUGGCAGCGGAGGAGGAAGUGGAACGGGUUCAACACACGAGGACAACACAGGUCUGGAAGAAGCCGCUGCCAGCCUGAUAUAUGCGGCACCGAGACUACCACGCGACGUGCGAGAGCUGCCGCUAGUGCGCAAUAUGUUGGUCGAUCGGUUUGGCAAGGAGUUCGCCAUUCGAGCCAAUGACAAUGUCGACGGCAUCGUGCCUGCCCGCGUCGCCGACAAGCUCAAGGUCGACCCGCCGAGCCAGCGUCUAGUCCAGGCCUAUCUCGAGGAAAUCGCCCGUACCUAUGCAGUCGACUGGCCGAAACAUCGCGAAUCGGAUCUGGUGGAUGAGGCUGAAAGGGAGAUUGAGGACGAAGACGGUGAUAAUGAAGACGAUGAUGGGGUCGGUGGUGGUGCGAAAGAGACACCCAUCCUCGCUGAAUCAGGUCAACCACCAUCAUCCUUAGAGCCAGCGAAGACAUCCACCCCCGCCACACCUAAACCCAACAAGAUCGAUAUAGGAAAUCUCCAGAACGCGACGCCCCCGUCGGACAUUGGAGCUAAAAGUCCCGUGUCAGUGGCUCCACCCGGUGCUAGGUCUGAUAAUCCUAGUCCAAAAGUCCGAUUACCUGGCGGAGGUGUAGUGGGAGGAGGAAAGAAUCCUAGUACUGCCAAACCGAUAAAGAAGGCUACCACAACCACGCCUGCGACGACAACGACCACGAAACCUACGACGACAGCCGCAGGUGGAUCUGCUGUUGGUGGAAGGGUCCCGACGGUAGAUGACCUGGCAAAGAGAUUUGCAGCGUUGAAAUGAUCAAUGGAUGUUUAUUUGGCCGAGUUGCAUAGAUAUACUGUAAUGAAUUCAUGAUUCAUGAUGGCUGGAUGUGCAAGACAUCAACUAGCCUGAUUCUGAAAA
Exophiala mesophila is the source of this 1508-nucleotide messenger RNA. RefSeq lists its product as uncharacterized. Lineage: Eukaryota; Fungi; Ascomycota; Eurotiomycetes; Chaetothyriales; Herpotrichiellaceae. The transcript has 2 exons. The record is from RefSeq and is a predicted model, not a curated record. Gene Ontology annotation, biological process: protein transport. Bases 312 to 1406 code for a protein of 364 amino acids.